AGUAGAGCAGGAGACCUGGAGAUAUAGUGCAGGGAAUAGUGGCACUGGGAGCAGAGAUUGACCUGGCCACAAAUGUGAGUGAGACAAUACCUGCAUUGUGUGUUAUGGUAUUAACUGUCUAACGGACUCCUCUGAUGUGGGCUGCUCACGAGGGUCAUGCUGAGGUGGCUACAUUUCUACUGGAGAAGGGAGCAUUUGUGGAUUUUCCAAUGCAAAUCUAUACUGCCACCUGUAGCAUAUUGUCUCUGCCGGCCUUGCAGCUGUAUAGCUGUUCCUAUUCAGCUAACAGUUCUAUCGAUAUAUUAUAUAGGACAACGCAGUUUAAUUAAACUUUCGUAUUAAGCUUUGUUGUUUAGCCCUUACAACGAGUAUUGUCGGUAACAGACAACUUCUCAAUCUGCUCUCUAUACGAGAUAAUUGAUGGCCCCGAAUAUUGAUGCUGCUCUAUAAUAGCACAACAAGAACUCAUUUGCAUUAUUAUAGUCUCGCAAACUUAAUUGUGCGUAAAACGACUAUAAUGAGUAGGAAGAGUAUGCAACUCCCACUAACCGUAGUAAGCAUUCUGUCUAACCUACAUCACAACCACAGUCAUGCUGUCGUAAGUUCUUAAAAUUAAUCUGCGAUGAACGAAUGGAUGAAUAAACGUUAGUGAUGAUUACUACUAAUUGCUUUUUCUUAUCAGCAUUGUUAUUGUUAUUGUUGUAUCUCAAGUGGCUGUGGUUACAUGCAAUAGUGAGUUUGCCUCCUGUGUACAGUCUAUUGGAGGUAGCGUACUCUUCCUCUUGGUCUUAUCUGUGUUAUAUGACUCUUUCUGUAGCUACAAUUCUUUGCUUUUGGCUCAUGUACUUUUUUAUGCACUCGGCAUUUGUCAUGGAUCACAGCAAAGGCUUUUCUUAUUUCGCCCCAUAAUAAUUAUAAGUUUCAUUGCAAUGCUGUGAAUAACCCCACCUCCUAUCAACAGACUAGUGAAUGCUAUCAGUGGAGAGGGGGGUGGAACAACCUUACUUUGUUCAUGCUAUGAAUGGAUGAAUAAACACUAGUGAAUGCUAUCAGUGGAAAGGGGGGUGGAACAACCUUACUUUGUUCAUGCUAUGAAUGGAUGAAUAAACGUUAGUGAUGUCUUAUUUCGCCCCUAAGUUUCAUUGCAAUGCUGUGAAUAACCCCACCUCCUGUCAACAGACUAGUGAAUGCUAUCAGUGGAAAGGGGGGUGGAACAACCUUACUUUGUUCAUGCUAUGACUGAUGUUAUGUACCUAAUCUAUACGCACUUUAAUUAUUCUUAUACUUGGUUAUAUAAUUCUACUGGCUUUAUGUCAUAUUUUUCUACUUUACGCAUGCAGGUGAUGCUGAGAAGUCAAAGGCAGUAUCUUACAAUUGCAUUGUUUAAUACAAUUUUAAUACUGUAUUGAUGUAUUGUUGUUAUUCUUUCUAAUGUUUGAAAUUGAUUUAGCACAAUACAAUCAGCACAACUGUUUCAGCACAUUAGAAUUCAGCACAUGUGCCGGUUUAGCACAUCAGGUUGUUUAGCACAUGUGCAAACGUGCUAAAACUGAAUACAUUCGUUUAGCACGGUUUUCUGUGCUAAAUCAGCAUGUUUUUUUUCUCUGUGUAUAGAUUAUUGGUUCAGUGAUUGAUCAUAUACCCUGACUUUUGUUAUUGUAGAUCGAGGCACAUUAUGGGAUUCCUUUAGGCCGCAAGAAGUCAAAGAAGACAGAGGAAUCGACUGAAGAUCAUAGUGAUGUUCUGUCUGUUAAGAAGUCCAACCACGUUCAGAAGAAGCUUGCUGCCAGGAAAUCCACCUCCAAGAUUGACCCACACGUAGAGGAGCAGUUCCUCACUGGAAGACUUCUAGCGUGCGUGUCAUCUCGACCAGGGCAGAGUGGCCGGUGUGAUGGGUACAUUCUAGAGGGCAAGGAGCUCGAGUUCUAUCAGAGAAACUCAAGUCCAAGAAGGGAAAAUAAAGUCUAUCAUGAAACUGUUUUCAUUAUGUCAUCUUGUAACUUUCCUGAUAUUGAUGAUUUGUUCUUGUGUUAUGAUGGAUCCUCACAAGUUUAUUCAUACAUGGGUGGUAUUGUCACACCCAGUAUUAAAUGGCUACUGAUUUUGAAUUUUGAAGGCCAUUAGCUGAGCUGGAAAGAAAGCAUGAGGUCCUCAGGAAACAAGUCAGCUGUCACUAUUGGUACCCUUGGUAUUGAUGAACCUCUACCAGAGCUAUCAAAGAUAUUUCCCAGGCCAAGCUGGCAGCUACAAGCUUGUGUAGUGUCAGUACUGAUAAACCCUCUCAUGUAUCGAGUGUACCAGAUACUAGUAACCAUUGGCUACAUCCUCUGUCCUAUUGGAACCAGUGGGUCCCUUUCAGCCUCCGCAUAUGCAUCUAACUUUGUGAUAUGUCCGGUGCCAGUGGUGGAUUUGAGCUGGACUGGAUUGUUUCCGUGUGAUCUGGGGUGGAGGGGAAGUGCCCUGGUCGUAGCUAUUGUAUCCGUGGUGUUUCUGGUGUCUUACUUGUUCAUCAGAGCUUGCUUGACUCGCUGGAAUCCACGAAGGAUCAUCAAACAGAUAGUAAAUUGCACAGUCAGAGAAAACGAGCGUAAAAGAGAAAGAGACAAGUUUGAUGUCUCUCUUGUAACAUUUUUUUUGACUCCUGUUCUGAGUUUUUCUCUGGUGGUGUUUUCACACCAUUUGCUGCUUCAGUGCGGAGAUGUGGAGUCUAAUCCAGGACCUGGAAACAUUGGUUAUGAGAGAAUGGUUUCUUGUGCUGAGAAGAUUGUUGAGGGCCUUUCCAGAGACCCCAGGGGACUGGCUACCCCACUGUCGGCUAGGGGACUGAUAUCUGACACUAUUAUGAUGCAGACAUUAAUAUUGAAUGAAACUAGAGUGUACAAAGCUAGAAGACUCUUCACAACUGUUUUAGAGGCUGUUAAGCUUAAUCCAUGGAGGUACAAUGAUUUCUUAGCGAUACUUCGAGAGCAUGGAGAAGUGUACACAGAUCUAUUGGAAAUGCUUGAAAUCAAAGAGAAAGGUGAAGCAACAACUGAAAGUGAACCCAUUCCUUCUGAGGAGGAAGUUGAAGCAAAACGUCAACAUCUUAAUGCUAUGAAUGAAAAGAUACAUCAGAGUGAUUUGAAACAAGUUUAUGAGCUAGUGUCUCCUGCUAUGACUGUCUGGUUCAACUUAGGAAUUGCUCUCGGACUAAGCUCAAGUAAACUGCUUGGCAUUGAGGAAAACAAUGUAAUUAGACCCGAUAAGUACCUCAUGAAGAUGCUUGAGAUCGUCCUUUAUACUAACACCAAUCUCACUUGGUCUGGUUUGUGUGAAGCCCUUAGGACACCAUCAGUGGCUCGUAAUUAUGUGGCAGAAGAUAUUGAAGCAAUGAUUCGUACAAAACGAAAAAGUCCAAUCCUUCGUAACGAUGGAAAUUCUGAGGAAGGACUGAAAAUCCCUCCAGCUCAGCGUUCAGAACCAGGGUCCUCCCCAGAAUACAGGACGAUGUUGACUAUCUCGGAUAAGUUGCUUGCAGAAUGUCGCAGUGAUACAGCUGACAUUGAAGUGGUGAGAGGCUACCUGGAGCAAGAAGACUGUGACGUCAAUAUCAGAGAUGAUUAUUGGGAAAGGAGUCCAUUGAUGUGGGCUCUUAACAACAAACACUUUGAUAUUGCUAAACUGCUCCUGCAAUACAAGCCUCAAGUUCGUAUUCAGGACAUGAAAGGGAUGUCUCCGUUGGUGCUGGCCAGUAGAGCAGGAGACCUGGAGAUAGUGCAGGGAAUAGUGGCACUGGGAGCAGAGAUUAACCUGCCCACAAAUGGAAGAACGACUCCUCUGAUGUGGGCUGCUCGAGUGGGUCAUGCCGAGGUGGUUACAUUUCUAUUGGAGAAGGGAGCAUUUGUGGAUUUCCCUGAUCUGAAUGGGUGGACUCCAGUCAUGGUAGCCAGUCAGGAAGGUCAUGUGGAUGUGGUGAAUAUCUUACUAAAGUAUGAUGCAAAGGCUAAUCAUAAAAGCAAUAUUGGGACGACUGCUCUAUCUUUGGGUGCCAAAUACAACCACCCCGAUGUAGUGAAGGUUCUUGAAAGUGCCAUGGUCCGUGACGAGCGAGUACAAGAUAUUGCAAACACCAAUGUUGAUGAAAGCCAUUCCAACGACAGUGGUGAUGAAGACUCAGAACAAGACAAAUAUCUUCAAAGAUUCAACGAGCUUAUGGAAGACACAGAACAAAUUGAUAUGCAAUAUUUGAAACUGUACCUCAUUGGACUCCCGGGUGUUGGCAAAACUACUUUUCGAAAGCGUUUAACUCGAUCCCUUGUCAAUAUAUCAUCUUUGCCUCUGAAGGACAGACAACAUUAUAGCACUCAUUUAGCAGAAUGCAUACAAACACUUUGCAUACUUCAAGACGAAAAACAUUUUGACGUAGAAAUUUCUGAAAGCCUGGAUGAUGAAAUGAAAGCAAUUUUCAAAUACUUGCUGGGAAAUACAGAAAUGAAGGAACCUGCUCCCACUGACUCUGACUCCACUCAGGCAAUUCACUCUGAAGGUCCUCUUGAUUCAAAUACCAGUCAGGAAUAUGAAGGAUCAUCAACUCAGCUCGAUUCCAGUCCAGUUGGGGAAUCUAACGAAACAACAGAACCAACUGAAAAAGACGAAACUAAAUCAAAGCUUUCCCGUGUGUUGGCAGAGAUCAGAGAAGUUGUUGCUUCUGGAAACUAUGCAGACUUUAUUUUAAGACACAAGAUUCUGCUCAAUAUUAUUGAUAUCGGUGGACAGCCUGGAUUUUUGGAGAUGCUUCCCUUCAUAUGUGGUGGUCCUGGAAUAUUUUUUGUUUUUUUCCCUUUAGACAAAGAAUUUGAUGAACAAUACCAAAUAUGCUAUCAGCGUGAUGAGGAUAGAAUAACACCGUACGAAGCAAACUAUUCGAUUCGAGAGACUAUUGCCCAAAUAUUGUCUGGAAUUAGCUACCACACAUCUGAAAUAUUGCCCAUAAACGACAAGUACAAACAAUUUACAAGUGUUAAACCAACUAUCACACUCAUUGGUACUUUUAAAGAUGAGCUUGAGCGUCAAAUGGAAAAAGAGGUCAGAGACACCAUGCAACAGCAAGUAAGCGGUUCUGAGGUGGUACAGCAGCAAAACACAGUUUCUGAGCAAGGGGCAACAAAAACAAGACAAAGAUUAGAAGAGCUCCACAAAUCGGUGAAGGAAACUACUUCAAAAUCAUAUUUUAGUGAUUUCGUAGUCCCAGCAAAUGCACGUGAGAAUAAAAUAUUCUUUGAAGUUGAUAACUAUGAAGGGGAUGAUAAGGAUCUUGAACCAAUUAGAGCUCAUAUUCGCAGCUGUCUUCGAGACAAUAAGGGAUCCAUGAAAGUUCCCAUUCGACCUGUUCAGCUAUUGUUCAGUAUCAUUCUUAGAAAAGAGUACCAGAUUGUGAAACUGGAAGAUUGUAUGAAGAUUGGCAACGAGUUGAAUAUGGACGAGGAUACUGUGGAUUUUACUCUUUGGUUUUUCAAUCAGUUAGGAACUAUUAUUUAUCGACCAGAGAUUGGUGGAUGGUUUAAGGACAAUGUCAUUUGUAGCCCACAAGUCAUCUUCAACAGUAUUAGUACGUUGAUAAUCGAGCCUCUACUGAAGCUUCACAGAAGUGAAGAACGUUUUGUGAAAAAGCAUCACGACAAUUGGGAAAAAGGACAGUUUUUACUCGAAACAAUUAAAAAAUCCCUACCCUCUUCUGGUGAUGACUUAACAGUUAUUCCUUUAGAAAACCUCAUCAUAUUUCUGAAACAUGUACAUCUGAUUUCAUCCAUCGAAGCAAAGGAGGUAAAUAUACGCGGUGAAACUUCGGUAGUUCGAUAUUUCAUGCCUGCUAUUCUAGAUUGUGCUACUCAAGCUGAAUUGUUAACAGCACCCGUUCCAAAUAAUGAUACUCCAGUUUCACUGCUCUUGUUCUUCAAGUAUGGUUCAAGUAAAGAGGUAGCAGAUUCUGUACCUAUUGGCCUUUUCUGUGCAAUGAUUGCUAAGUUAGUUUCGGAUGGAGAUGAGGAUAUUUUUGGAGCCGAAUGGAAACUUGUGGAUUCACGUGUUAAACGAAACAUUGUUUCCUUUCAUGUUGACGAUUAUAAUCACGUCGUUACAUUGGUCUCCCAUGCUGGUUGCUAUGAGAUACGCGUUACAAGAUCAGGAUUACAGGAUCAGGAUGCACCAAUUGAUCUGCACGACCUUUGUACUUAUGUCUACACAACAAUAAUGGCUGUGCUGAAAAAUUUGAACCAUUUCGUUUGUCCCACCAUUGGUUUCAUUUGCCCUUGUGGUCAGCACCAAGAUACAAGUCUCCGAGUACUCGACAACAGCUGUGUGAUUGUAGUCCCAAAGAGAGAUUCGGCCUUCUUCCGGUGCUUGAAAGCAAAGAAAAACUUCAGUCUUAUCAAUCAACAGUAUUAUCAUCCCUGGAUAACAAAGGAAACUAACGGUAACAGAGAAGUUGUACUAAAAGCAUUUCCAUUUGAUGAGCCAGAUGGUUUCUCAUUCUCGUGGUCUGGAAAGGGAUCACUAAAGCAACUCUCCACUACCACUAACGAGCUGUGUAUCCAAGCAGCUGAAUCAGGCGAUUAUUACAAGUGCUGUGUUAAGAAAGAGGAAACAGCCAGUUUCACUGUACACCACUUCAUCAAAACAGAUUGCCAUGGAUCAAGAAAGCACCAAAUGUCUAGUACGAUAUCUGAUGUCUCAGAGUCAACUGCUGAUGGACCUUCCAGACCAAAGAAACAAAAGCUGACUGCUGCUACUGGAACUGAAAAAAUGCUCAGUCCAACUGGAGAGGAAGUCGUAGCAAAACGUGACGAUCAUAGUCCUGUAAGUUGCCAAAUGAAUCAAUGGAUAUUUUCAACUUCUUAUGAAACAGUUCAGGAAUUAUUGUGGCCUGCUACGAGCAAAUGGUACAACUUGGGAACUGCUCUCAAAGUAGACAGGAACAAACUGGCAAGUAUCAAGAAAUCCAACCCAAAUAACUGCGAGGACUGCUUUAAUGAUAUGCUUAAGAGCUGCUCAGAGACGAACACCAGUCUCACUUGGACUGAUGUGUGUAAAGCCCUCAGGACAUCAACAGUGGCUCGUAAUGAUGUGGCAGAGAAGAUUGAGCAAUAUUUCGUACGAGACGAAUAGCGAUGAUAGUGUUUUAAGUAUAGAGGAAAGGUAGAUAGAAGAAAAAGAAUUAUGGCUAAAACAGGAACUUUAUGCAAAAACUUGGGCACAUUACAGCAUAUUUAAUUGUCACUAAUUUUUGUGUAUGCAUGUGAUGAAUUUCAUUAAAAUAUUAAAUGAGGAA
Molecule: messenger RNA, 7306 nt
Organism: Halichondria panicea
Lineage: Eukaryota; Metazoa; Porifera; Demospongiae; Suberitida; Halichondriidae
Exons: 20
Coding region: 2143-7143 (1666 amino acids)
Cellular component (GO): cytosol
Molecular function (GO): protein binding
Source: RefSeq, a predicted model, not a curated record